AUGGCUCAUCAAAUGCACUUGUGCUCCACAAAGGUACUCCUACUCUCUCUUCUUUUGUUUCUUUUCGCCUCUCUUUGCUCCUGUUCCUGGCGGUCUGAACCUCAAUUCCAGAGGAGAACAAUGCUAGAGGACCAAAAACAACACCAAAGUGACAAGAAAAUUUCGAAAACUUCCCUUCAAUCCACCAAAAACCAAACCAAACUAAUCAACGCCAAUAGUGUCACUUCCAAAAACCUUACCAAAACCAUCAAAUCCAAUAACCUCAAUUCCUCCAAAAACCAAACCAAAACCAUAAAAACCAGUAACAUUUCCUCCAAAUCACUCAACUCCAACAACCUUAAUUCUUCCAAAAACCAAACUAAAACUAUGAAAUCCAAUGACACUUCCACUAAAACCCUCAAAUCCAAUAACUUUAAUCCCUCCAAAAAUAAAACCAAUGUUACCUCCAAAACUGGAUCAUCCAAAUCCACACCACCCAACACCAAUAGCCUCAAGAAGCUCAAUUCCACCACCAAGUCCAAGAAGCUAAACUCCACAUCCACAUCAACCAAAAAGCCAUUAGAUCUCGUGAAAGCAAUUAACAAAACUACAAAAUCCACCACCACCGACAAAAACAACCAGCCACCGAAAACUCAAACUCACGACACAAACAAAAAACCAAAGACACAAACACCACCUAGUCGCACAUUAGAAGAACAAGACGAAGAAGAUGACGAUUUCGCUUCAUUCUCAGAGUUCAAAGAUCUCCCAAACAAAUUUCACCGCACACUAAUCCCAGACCUAGAACGAAUCUCAACAACCUCCAAAGCCUACAUAACAAACGCCAACAACGAAAUGACAAAAGGAUUCAAACCCUACGUCGGCAAAAAAUACGCACCCACCAUAGCCGCCAUAGUUUCCACCGCUUUCGUAUUACUCCCUCUCCUCUUAGUCUCUCUCCUCUGCAACAGAAUCAAAACCUAUUUCUCGCUUCAAAAAAUCCUCAUCUUCAUCCAAAUUUACCUCUCAAUCUACUUCACCAUUCUCUGCAUCUCAACAUUGGUCUCUGGAACUGAACCCUUGAAGUUUCUAUUCUCAACUUCGCAGUCCACGUAUAUCUGCUUCCAAGUGCUUCAAACUCUCGGUUACGUUUUCUAUCUACUGUUACUUGUCAUGUACCUUGUUUUUGUCUUCUCUACUGAAUGCGGGCUUGGUUCGAAGCUUUUGGGCCUGGCUCAGAUCUUUGUGGGCUUUUCCGUUGGGCUUCAUUACUACGUGACGGUGUUUCACAGGGUGGUGCUGCGGCAACCGCCGAAGAGUAAUUGGAAGAUUCACGGAAUUUAUGCCGCGAGUUUUUUAUUGAUUUGUCUUUUUACGAUGGCUGAUAGAAGGAAGAAAGCUUACGUGGAAAAUGAUGGAGAAGAAGGGAAGAAGAAUUGA
Lathyrus sativus (Indian pea) is the source of this 1419-nucleotide messenger RNA. The record is from the annotation of a GenBank genome assembly. Lineage: Eukaryota; Viridiplantae; Streptophyta; Magnoliopsida; Fabales; Fabaceae.